CCUCAGCCCCACCCCCUGGAGCACGUGGCACUGGGAGCUAGCUCCCAUUGGCCCGGCUCCGUCUCGGAGGCGGGGCUAGCAGCAGUGAACCGGCAGCAGGCCUGUGCCGGCUCAGUCCUUCCCUGACCGAGCAGAAGGAAGGACGUGCUGCUGCUCGGCUUCGGGGCCUCCACGUGGCUGGCUGGGUACCCGAAUCGGAAGCCGGAGCAGGAGGCCCACGGGAGCGGAACAUCGGGGAGCAGUGCAGCGGCCCUUCGAGCGAGCAGCGGAUUGGAGCGGCUGGGCGGCCAGGGCCUCUGUAGCCCGGCCGCCUGUGGUAACGGGCUCUGGGGGGAUCACAGGAGAGGCUUUUAAGUCCUCCUCGGAACGGCCUUUGAUCUUCGGGCCUCUCCACACAAGGGCUUCUAGGCCCCGGCAGGCCCAAGCUGCCCAGCAUCGAGUGAGGGCAGCAGGCCGCCCCAGGCCCUCAGUAGGCCGCACCAGGCCUUCAGCGGGGGGGCAAUUGACUAACCCGGUCAUCUGGGGGAGGGUUGAUUGGACGUUGGGGGUGUUGGCUUGAACUGUGUGAACCCCUUCAACCCAGGGCCCAUUUAGGCCUUCUGCUAAGGGCGGCCUUUGCCUUUAUUGUCGGGCCUGUAGGGCCUAACCCCCCCCCCACACACCCAUUUUGGGGGCCUGCAUUGACUAGGCCUCCCUGGUGGGCUCGUGGGCCUCCCCUGCCGGGCCUAAGCUUCAUUUGGGGGCCUUUCAGUGGGGCUGGGCCUUACCACGGCUAGGUGGGGCAGGCGCUGUGACUCAUAGGCCUUCCUUGCCAGCGUAGGCCUCAGUCAGCCUUGCGCCGGCCAGGUCACUUGUUUACGCACUUGAGGGCAGGGUACAGGCCCAUAAGCUUCAUCCUUUGGGACAUGGGCCCUAAGAAAGCCCCAGUUAAGAAAGCCCCAGUUAAAAAGGGUGGGAAGGCUCCAGCCAAGAAGGGUGGCAAGCCAACGCGGCCACCUAAGAGGCCAAACGCACCCGCCGAAUCCUCCUCCGACGAUGAGGGCGAUUUGGAACUGGGUGCCAUCAGGGCGUUUAUAGCACGGCUGCAGGCCCUUGAGAGGCAGCGCACCACUCUAGAGGGCGACGAGGCGGGCGGGGGGCCUUCGGGGGUGCCCCCACAUGCAAAAAAGUCAAACAGGGCGGAAAAGAAGGCAAAACUAAUGCAGGGCUUUGCUGACCGUCUAGCAGCUUUGGAGGCGGCGGCGGGAACUGCCCACGAGGAACCAGCGGGGAUCACGACACAACCGGCGGACUCAGGACCAGGAGACGGCAGGGACGACAAUGGUGAGUCCCCACAGGGGGCCUGGCCGUGGGGACUGCCCUUUAGCACCCCCUACGGACCAUACGGGUGGUUCCCAGGGCCAGUUAACUGGGCAUCUCCACACGCCACCUGUAAUCAGGUCUGGCAAGGGGGGAGCGCUGCUUUGCCCACCCAGGGGCCAACGGCACAGUUCAGCUCUGCUUGGCAUACUGGGGAUGGGCCCGUACCCUUGGGGGACCACCUCCUUCCAGCAGUUAAGGAACGGAUUUGGAAAGGAGAGUGCAUUGACGUGUUCCAAUUGCUCUUCAAGGAGCCGGAGCCACUGGAGAAGGAGGGGUCCCAGGGGAAGGACAAGGAGAGGACAAAGCGGAAGCCCAUUGAGCAUAAUUGGGCAAAUUGGGUUUCGGGGUACACAAUCUACAUGGGUGUUCUGAUGCAGAAAUAUCCAGAGCGGGGCCCCGCUCUUGUUAAGUAUUUUGAUAUUAUACACAGAGCCUUCAUGGACUUUGCUGGUAAUGCCUGGGAGCGCUACGACCAAGCGUUCCGCGAGCGCGCCUCCAGCAAUGCGGGUAUAUCCUGGGAAAGGCAGCACCCCGAGUUAUGGCUUCAGAUUAUGACACCCGCGAGGCCCUUGGUUGGCGAGCGCGCCGACAGCGGGCACCUCAUUUCCAAAACACCGGCAGCGUCAGCGGCUUCGGCCUCAGGCGCACAGGGGGUUCAAGGUCCCCUGGUGUGCUGGGAAUUUAACAAGAACGGGAAGUGUGCCCGCUCCCCGUGCAAGUACCGGCAUGACUGUGGCUUCUGCGGUGGGCGGCACGCCAGUAUCUACUGCCAGCGGGCCAAAGCCCUUAGGGGAAAAGGGGGAUACCAAGGCCCGGGAGGGGCAAAGGGCCCAGCAGCCACGGCUGGAAAAGGGCCCCAGCCCAAUUAAAAUCCCGGUGCUCCGGAGGCUGCUGCGUGACUACCCCAACAGGGAGCGCGCACGCUAUAUUGAGGACGGUUUUGUGAAGGGGUUUAGGAUUCCGUGCCAAUCCAGGCGGGUCCAUAGUUUUGCACGCAACCUAAAAUCGGUUAGGGGGAUGGAACACAUAGUAGCGAAAAAGAUAGCCAAGGAGGUGUCUCUGGGGAGGGUGCUGGGCCCCUUUGACAGGCUGCCACUGCCAACAUUGAGGGUAUCCCCUUUGGGCGUGGUCCCUAAGAAGGCGCCGGGAGAGUAUAGGCUUAUCCACCACCUGUCCUACCCAAGGGGCGACUCGGUUAACGAUGGGAUACCGGCGGACCUUUGCUCAGUACGGUAUACAUCGUUUGAUGAGGCUGUGGCCAUGAUCAGGGGCUGCGGGCCUCGGGCACUGAUGGCGAAGUGCGACAUUGAAUCCGCCUUCCGCCUCCUGCCCGUGCACCCUGAUGACUUUGACCUUUUGGGCUUCGCAUUUAAAGGGGGAUUUUACAUCGACAGAGCCCUCCCCAUGGGAUGCUCGGUCUCCUGUGCGGCCUUUGAGGCUUUCAGCUCUAUGCUGGAAUGGGCACUGCGCCGGAGGGCAGGGCUACGCUCCUCCGCUCACUAUUUAGAUGACUUUAUUUUCGGAGGAAGGGAGGGCUCUGGCCAAUGCCUACACUUACUGCACUCAUUCAGGGCACUCUGCGGGGAUCUGGGGGUGCCACUGGCUAAGGACAAGACAGAGGGCCCGACCACGAAGCUUACAUUUCUGGGGAUAGAGCUGGACACGGUGGGACAGCUCUCACGCCUCCCCGGGGACAAGCUCAGCAUCAUGAGGGAAUUGCUCAGGGAAUGCAGAGAGGCUAGGAAGGUAACGCUACACAAAUUGCAAUCGCUGGUUGGCCACCUGAACUUCGCUUGCAGGGUGGUGGCUCCAGGCCGCCCCUUUCUAAGGCGCCUGUGUGACGCCAUGGUGGGGUGUAAUCGACCCCAUUUCCUCAUUAGGGUGUCUACCGCCAUGAGGGAGGAUAUGGGGCUCUGGCUCAGGUUCCUGGAGUCCUUUAAUGGGGUGUCAUUCUGGCGUUCUUCCCAGCUGCUCGAGGCCGACUUCCAGGUUCAGUCAGACGCCGCGGGCGGCCUUGGGUUCGGCCUGUACCUGAGAGGGCGCUGGUGCGCGGAACGAUGGCCGGGCAGCUGGUCGGAACGGGGAAUCACAAGGGAUCUCACCUUCCUCGAACUCUUCCCCAUUGUGGUGGCGGUGCACAUUUGGGCCGAGUCCUUCAAGGACUCGGUCGUGCGUUUCUGGUGCGAUAAUUUGGCCGUGGUUCAGAUUAUUAAUAGCCAGACUUCCAAAUCACAGAGGGUGAUGGGGCUGGUGCGGGCCCUGGUUCUAACAUGCCUUCGCCAUAACACGCUCUUCACCGCCCAGCAUGUUCCAGGGGUGCAGAACGAGGUGGCAGAUGCCCUGUCUCGCUUCCAGAUGCAGCGCUUCCGGAAGCUGGCACCUGGAGCCGCCAAGGAGCCCGAGCAGGGCCUCAGUCGGCUGGGCCGAGGGCGGCCGGGCAGCGCGCAAGAGUCCUCAUACUGGGCCAUUCCUUCAUUUUCUGGGCACGCAAGUGGGCGCAGAGCGCCGACCCUGGAACCCAGCUUGGUUUGGGGCGUUGGGCCACUGUGGAGUGGCUUGGCCGGCGGGGCAUGCGGAGGGCCCAGUUCCUGCCGAUGCUGCACGAGUUCCUGGAAGGGAAUCCUGUCCCGGAUGUCCUGCUGCUGCAUUUUGGAGGCAACGACCUGGUGGACCAGUCUGGCAUUUCGCUCUCAAGACAGAUUGCCCAGGACCUGGUGGUCGCCCUCUCCUGGUGCCCGGGGCUGGUGGUCAUCUGGUCUGACAUCACUCAGCGGCGAGUCUGGAGGGGGGCGGUGAAGCAGAACAAGGUAGAUAGGGCUAGGCGCGGGGUGAACGCGGCCAUGGCGCGCUUCAUCGCCUCAAAGGGGGGUGGGUGCAUCCCACACAACGACAUCGCGUUCUCGCUCCCCCAGUUAUUCAGGGGUGAUGGGGUGCACUUGUCCCCCCUUGGUAUGAGGUAUUUCUUAGACGAUCUGCGGCUGGGGUUGGCAACAGUGCUGUUAGGCCUGUGGGGUGGCGGGGCGUCAAGCUAGGCUGACGCCCGCUGUGGCGGGCACAGUGCGGAGGUGAGCGGCUGAUGCGGUGCGGCACCUUAGGUAAGCUUUAGCUGUAAGGUGGAGGGGCAGAUCCCUUGAGGCUUUACAGAUCAGGGAUGCUGCCUUGCUCCCACCUCCCUGCAACUGACACCCUUCCGUAUGGCUUUACAGCGUCGGACAGGUGAUGUAAAUUGCAGGGUCCUGACCUUAGGUCGGCAACGAAGGGCGCCCCCUUCUGGAAGGUGGGCCGCCUGGAGCCGAGGUGUCUGUGCCAUGAGAUUCUAGGGCGGGGGUGGCCACGUGGUGCCCCCCCCAUCCGAGCCCGCACUGUUGCUGCUCUGAAUGCCAACCCCAGCUGCCGUGCCUGUGCAGGCACUGUCUUAAAACCUUGUACCCCUAAUAAAGUGACCAGUUCCUCCAUAAUACUUCUGUGUCCGUGUCUCCUUGGGUCUGGGUGCAAGCCAGCCGAUCGCAGCCGCUCUAGGCUGCGCGGCUUGUUUGCCCUCAGCCCCACCCCCUGGAGCACGUGGCACUGGGAGCUAGCUCCCAUUGGCCCGGCUCCGUCUCGGAGGCGGGGCUAGCAGCAGUGAACCGGCAGCAGGCCUGUGCCGGCUCAGUCCUUCCCUGACCGAGCACCCUCCCUCCCUCCCUCUGGCAUAGGUUGGGCUUUGCUGGUCGCCGUUUGGGGCCGGGCAGGAAUUUUUUGGGUAUACGCUUGAUUGGCCUUAGCGUGCACCUUUUUUCGCCUGCCUCAACCUAUACCAGUUAGUAGCAAGGUUGCUUAGCGGGAUUGAUUAGUUAGCCAGGGAAUAGCUUGUGGUCACUUUUACCACGGGGUUAGCGGGCACAGUGCGGAGGUGAGCGGCUGAUGCGGUGCGGCACCUUAGGUAAGCUUUAGCUGUAAGGUGGAGGGGCAGAUCCCUUGAGGCUUUACAGAUCAGGGAUGCUGCCUUGCUCCCACCUCCCUGCAACCGACACCCUUCCGUAUGGCUUUACAGCGUCGGACAGGUGAUGUAAAUUGCAGGGUCCUGACCUUAGGUCGGCAACGAAGGGCGCCCCCUUCUGGAAGGUGGGCCGCCUGGAGCCGAGGUGUCUGUGCCAUGAGAUUCUAGGGCGGGGGUGGCCACGUGGUGCCCCCCCCAUCCGAGCCCGCACUGUUGCUGCUCUGAAUGCCAACCCCAGCUGCCGUGCCUGUGCAGGCACUGUCUUAAAACCUUGUACCCCUAAUAAAGUGACCAGUUCCUCCAUAAUA
Molecule: messenger RNA, 5649 nt
Organism: Hemicordylus capensis (graceful crag lizard)
Lineage: Eukaryota; Metazoa; Chordata; Lepidosauria; Squamata; Cordylidae
Exons: 2
Coding region: 2089-4158 (689 amino acids)
Source: RefSeq, a predicted model, not a curated record